Molecule: messenger RNA, 669 nt
Organism: Phyllostomus hastatus (greater spear-nosed bat)
Lineage: Eukaryota; Metazoa; Chordata; Mammalia; Chiroptera; Phyllostomidae
Gene: MRPS14
Product: mitochondrial ribosomal protein S14
Exons: 3
Coding region: 40-426 (128 amino acids)
Biological process (GO): translation
Cellular component (GO): mitochondrial small ribosomal subunit; ribosome
Molecular function (GO): structural constituent of ribosome
Source: RefSeq, a predicted model, not a curated record
GUCAAUAAAGUUGCAGCGUUUGACUUUGCGGCGGACAACAUGGCGGCCUCCAUGCUAGGCUGGCUGCUGCGGAGCGUCCGGCAGAUGGUCCCUGCAUCCGCCUCCGGUCAGGUUCGAGGUUACUACGUAGACUGGAGAAUGCUGCGUGAUGUGAAGAGACGGAAAAUGGCCUACGAGUAUGCAGACGAGAGGCUACGGAUCAAUUCGCUCAGGAAGAACACCAUCCUGCCCAAAAUCCUUCAGGACGUGGCCGACGAAGAGAUCGCUGCCCUUCCCCGGGACAGCUGCCCCGUGCGGAUCAGGAACCGGUGCGUGAUGACGUCCCGGCCACGUGGAGUGAAGCGGCGCUGGAGGCUCAGUCGAAUUGUCUUCCGUCACCUGGCCGACCACGGACAGAUGUCCGGGGUCCAGCGCGCGAUAUGGUGACCCGCUCAGAGCCCGUGGGGCGUCCAGGGAAACCGGCUGUGACAAAAGACUUCGUUCUAAGACAAAAACCCUUUUCCCAUCCAGUAUGGGAAUCUAUCUGCCUGAUGCCGUUACUUUUAAACUUUCAAUGAAGACAUUUGGAUGGUCCAUCCUGUUAGCGAAUUCUCUUUCCUGUUGGACUACAUUAAAUACACUGUUCUCAUGCAUGGUGCAGAGUAAUAAAAAUACCUUCUGUGAAAACAG